GAGUGCGUGGUACGCUGCAGCCGAUCGCGCGCCGUCCGCCGCUUGCAAUUGCAGUGCGACUGUUGUGCGGUGCGCGUCGAGCGAACACACGGCGAACCGAACACACCCGCCCGGUGGGUGGACGGAGAGGAACGAGCGAAGAAAAUAUCGAAAACCGGACGGGCGACGUAGCGGAUCGCACACCGGGUGGGCAAAACCGCGCUUUCAAUCUUAUCGCGUGCGGUCGCGCGUGUUCCGUUCCGUUCGCGCGUUGAUGUACCGCGGGGACGAGUCGUCUGGCAAGCGGACCGCAGGACGUUCGGCGGAACCGUGGACGACGGAGGAGGCGCCACGACGAAGGGACCUGUAGCACCCCGGUCAAGGGACGCGAGAGGCAAUAAAAAUCAAUUACCACCAUCAUGCCAUCGCUGUUGGAGGCAAUCGUGGAGAAGUACCAAUGCUUCGAAGACGACACGUUCGACCAGAUGCCCAUACCUAUAUACGUGCCACGUAAGAACCCCAGGAACACGAUACCUAAUCUUCUGGUGUUGAACGACUGUGACAUCGAUUCAGCUGGCCAAGAGUCCGACUUGAGGGACAAGUGUCAUGGCGUUGAAGAAUUGGAUCUAGCUCAGAACUGUCUGUCUAGGUGGAGCGAGAUAUUUAAGAUUUUACAUAUCAUGCCACGACUGAAAUUUGCAAACCUGAGUUUUAACAAUCUUAGUUCAGAUAUAAAUAGUGCAAUCGAUACUUGUGGUGACUUGCGAGAAACAUAUCCAUGUUUGAAGAGCAUUGUAUUGAACUCGACGAAUAUUACAUGGCGCAGCUUUAAACACAUACUGAAACGAAUACCGAUGGUUGAAGAAAUACACUUGAGCAUGAACAAUUACGAUGUUAUAGACUUGGACGACGACGAUGACUGUCAGUCCAUUCAAAUGCCCUCGGUGAAGAAAUUACAUUUUACAGGAAACCCUGUGUCCACGUGGUAUGAAGUGUGCAAACUCGGACGAGCGUUCCCGAAUCUCGAAUCUCUGGUGCUGGCUGAAUGUCCACUGCAGUCCCUCAUGACCCCGCCACCUUCGCCGGACUGCCAUUUGGGCAUUCUGUCCUAUCCGAGGCAAGGGAACGGAUUUUGUGAUAUGACUUUGGAUUCACCACACGACGCGUUCCCGCGUCUCAGAUUCCUCAACUUAAACCGAACGUUAAUCAGAACAUGGGAUGAUGUGGACAUUUUAGGCAGAUUCCCAGAAUUAAGAUACCUAAGGAUACAGGGCUGCCCGAUAUUCGAAGAAAACACCGAUAGGCAGGAAUACACCGAACACGAACGUAGACAGUUGUUAAUCGCACGAUUACCCUGUAUUCAGACCUUGAACGGGGGCGCAGAAAUCACUGCCGACGAAAGAGAAGACGCGGAACGCUUCUUAAUUAGAUACUAUAUGGACAAGCCAGAAAAUGAACUCCCGGACAGGUAUAAAGAACUGGUUCAAGUACACGGUAAACUCGAUCCUUUAGUAAAUAUAGACUUGACGCCUGAAAGUAAAGUGCAGGUUAAGAUUAUAUGCGGUGACAAAUGUGAACAACACAUUUUAGACGUAUACCAAACUGUAUCUGAAUUCAAACAAAAAUUCGAAAAGUUUACCGGCAUACCAGCGCACCGUAUGCGAGUGUUCUAUGUAGAUCAGCACGUGUGUUCAGUAGUUGGUCCUGAAGAAAUGAAAUUUCCCAACAAACGAUUGUAUAGCUAUAACAUAGUCAAAGGAGAUCAGAUCAUUGUCGAUUCAAAAAGAUGAAGUCUUAAAUAAGCGAACGAAAAACUGAAUAUACUUUCAGUGACCUGUGAUACCUAAAGAUGUUAAAUUAAUAUAAAUCAUGCUUAGUUUUAAAA
This is a messenger RNA of Sipha flava (yellow sugarcane aphid), 1864 nucleotides long. RefSeq names its product tubulin-specific chaperone cofactor E-like protein (gene mlt). Gene Ontology annotation, biological process: protein folding. Gene Ontology annotation, molecular function: alpha-tubulin binding. NCBI's taxonomy places the organism in Eukaryota, Metazoa, Arthropoda, Insecta, Hemiptera, Aphididae. The transcript is spliced from 8 exons. Bases 399 to 1769 code for a protein of 456 amino acids. The record is from RefSeq and is a predicted model, not a curated record.